GGAGCAACUCACCUGGCUGGUGGGUGUGCUGGGAGCAACUCACCUGGCUGGUUGGGGUGCUGGGAGCAACUCACCUGGCUGGUGGGGGUGCUGGGAGCAACUCACCUGGCUAGUGGGGGUGUUGGGAGCAACUCACCUGGCUGGUGGGGGUGCUGGGAGCAACUCACCUGGCUGGUGGGGAUGCUACGAGCAACUCACCUGGCUGUUGGGGGUGCUGGGAGCAACUCACCUGUCUGGUGGGGUUGCUGGGAGCAACUCACCUGGCUGGUGGGGGUGCUGGGAGCAACUCACCUGGCUGGUGGGGGUGCUGGGAGCAACUCGCCUGGCUGGUGGGGGUGCUGGGAGCAACUCGCCUGGCUAGUGGGGGUGCUGGGAGCAACUGGCCUGGCUGGUGGGGGUGCUGAGAGCAACUCGCCUGGCUGGUGCUGGGAGCAACUCGCCUGGCUGGUGGGGGUGCUGGGAGCAACUCGCUUGGCUGGUGGGGGUGCUGGGAGCAACUCGCCUGGCUGGUGGGGGUGCUGGGAGCAACUCACCUGGCUGGUGGGGGUGCUGGGAGCAACUCACCUGGCUGUUGGGGGUGCUGGGAGCAACUCACCUGGCUGGUGGGGUUGCUGGGAGCAACUCACCUGGCUGGUGGGGGUGCUGGGAGAAACUCACCUGGCUGGUGGGGGUGCUGGGAGCAACUCACCUGGCUGGUGGGGGUGCUGGGAGAAACUCGCCUGGCUGGUGGGGGUGCUGGGAGCAACUCGCCUGGCUAGUGGGGGUGCUGGGAGCAACUCGCCUGGCUGGUGGGGGUGCUGGGAGCAACUCGCCAUGCUGGUGGGGGUGCUGGAGGCAACUCACCUGGCUGGUGGGGGUGCUGGGAGCAACUCACCUGGCUGGUGGGGGUGCUGGGAGCAACUCACCUGGCUGGUGAGGAUGCUAGGAGCAACUCGCCUGGCUAGUGGGGGUGCUGGGAGGAACUCACCUGGCUGGUGGAGUGAUGGGAGCAACUCGAUUGGCUGGUGGGGGUGCUGGGAGCAACUCGCCUGGCUGGUGGGGGUGCUGGGAGCAACUGGCUUGGCUGGUGGGGGUGCUGGGAGCAACUCGCCUGGCUGGUGGGGGUGCUGGGAGCAACUCACCUGGCUGGUGGGGGUGCUGGGAACAACUCACCUGGCUAGUGGGGGUGCUGGGAGCAACUCGCCUGGCUGGUGGGGGUGUUGGGAGCAACUCGCGUGGCUGGUGGGGGUGCUGGGAGCAACUCGCUUGGCUGGUGGGGGUGCUGGGAGCAACUCGCCUGGCUGGGAGCAACUCACCUGGCUGGUGGGGGUGCUGGGAGCAACUCGCCUGGCUGGUGGGGGUGCUGGAAGCAACUCACCUGGCUGGUGGGGGUGCUGGGAGGAACUCGCCUGGCUGGUGGGGGUGCUGGGAGCAACUCGCCUGGCUGGUGGGGGUGCUGGGAGCAAAUCGCCUGGCUGGUGGGGGUGCUGGGAGCAACUCGCCUGGCUGGUGGGGGUGCUGACAGCAACUCGCCUGGCUGGUGGGGGUGCUGGGAGCAACUCGCCUGGCUGGUGGGGGUGCUCGGAGCAACUCACCUGGCUGGUGGGGGUGCUGGGAGCAACUCACCUGGCUGGUGGGGGUGCUGGGAGCAACUCACCUGGCUGGUGA
Messenger RNA from Closterium sp. NIES-65, 1647 nucleotides. The record is from the annotation of a GenBank genome assembly. NCBI's taxonomy places the organism in Eukaryota, Viridiplantae, Streptophyta, Zygnematophyceae, Desmidiales, Closteriaceae.